UCUACUGACUUUUCGUUUCCCUCCGAAAUAUACAGAUUUAUUCAAACAUGUGUACUUUCGAGGGUUUCGUUAAAGGUUAUCCCGGAAUAUCUAUUGAUCGUUUCGAAAUUAAUAAUUUAAAUUCUACUAUUUAUUUAUUAUCUCAUUGCCAUACAGAUCAUAUGAAAGGACUUGAUACACCUCAGUUUCAUGAAAGAUUGAAGAAAAGUGAUGAAGUGAAAAUUUACAUGUCUGAAGUAUCAAAAGCUCUUCUUUUGAAUGAUCAUAAGUACAAGCAUCUAGCACCAUAUAUAGAAACUAUUCCAGUUAAAAGUGCAAUAACAAUUUCUGUGCCAAAUAUGGAUCAAAAGAUAGUGGUGACAAUUUUUCCUGCUGGACAUUGUCCCGGUUCAGCAAUGUUUUUAAUUGAAGGGUGCAAUGGAAAUGUAUUAUACACAGGAGAUUUUCGUCUCACCAUAAAGGAUAUAAGUAAAUUUAAAUUACUUCAUUCUUCUAUUCAAAAAGUAAAGAAUAUAAGCAGUUUAUAUCUUGAUUGUACAUUUUGUGCACCCGAAGCCAUGUAUUUCCCUACAAGACAAGAAAGCUUGACUGCCCUAAUUACAUUGAUUGAACCAUGGUUAGUCGAAAAAGAGCAUGUUGUGUAUUUGUUUUGUCCUGCUCACUAUGGAUAUGAAUAUAUAUUUGUGGAAUUAGCAAAAAAAUUUCAUACAAAAAUUCAUAUAGAUGAUUCAAAGAUGAGAAAAUAUGAACAAAUAAGUGAAAUUUUGAAUGCGGUUACUUGUGAUCCGAGAAAGUCGAGAAUUCACGCUUGCACGGUUUUUAACAGAGAUUCAAAUGAUUUUGUAAGAUGUAAAUAUCAUUUUAAUAAAUAUCUGAAAAAAAAUGUAUUGAGUGUCAAACUUAGUGUAAUGUGGUUUGCUCAACACGUGUGCAUAUCGAACAUAAUUGAAAAAGUGGGAAGUAAUUGCUAUCGUGUCUGUUAUUCCCAGCAUUCUUCAUUAUCAGAGAUAAAAGAUAUUAUCUCGUAUUUGAGACCUGAAUUUAUUUCUCCUAUUGCAAUUCCUUCUGGAUAUUCAGAAAAUGAGUUGCUUAGAUUAUUGUCUUGUCUUCAGCAUGGUAAUAAAAUGCAAGAAGAGAAGAAUGAGAAAAAUAUAUUUUUAGGAUUGCUAAAGAAAUCAAACUGUACUGAAGCUCUUCAUGAAGAUGGAUAUGUGAAAGAGACUGAUGCUAGUAAUGAAUUUUUUUGGAAUGAUGAUAAUUUAAAUAAAGAAAAUAAUUCCCUAAAUAAAGAAAUGAAUGAUAAACAGAUUUCUACUUCACAACAUAAUGUAAGUAAAAAACCAAAAAUUGAUAAUUCUGAAAAUUAUGAUCCGGAGAUGAAUGACUCUAAAUUAUUGUACCUGACUUCAUCUGAUUCUGAAGAGGUUGAAGAAGAAGAAACGAGUAAAUCUAAUUGGUUGAAAAUAGAUACCUCUGAUUCGGAGAGUGAUAAAAGUAGUCCUAAAUGGAUGUAUAUUAUAUCUUCUGAUUCAGAAUGAUUGAUUUAAUUUUUAAAUUAAUGAAUUUAAAACUAAUUUUUAUGCAAUAUAUUUGUUAUUUGUUAUAUAUUUUUUAAUCUGUAAAAUUUUAUUUGUAUGUAAUACACAAUAUGACAUUUUAUACAAGAAAAUAAAAAUGCAGGACCAUAUUUUUUAAAAAUAUUAUACUAAAAGCUGUAAUUCCAAAGAACAUUGUAAAAGUCUGCAUGAUAUUUAAAUUGUUAAUGAAUAGUAGAAAAAAAAAACACAGAUUUUUUAGCAUUUGCAAAUAUUGUAAUGUAAAUACUGAAAAUAUUUUUCAAAUAUUUUGUGACUCAAUCUAGUUUAUGCUUUACAUAGUUUAAUUUUUGUGUUUAUAUAUAUAUAUACAUACAUACAUACAUACCUAUAUAUAUUAGGGUUUCUCAAAUGGGAUUCAGAUUGUUUUUUUAACCUGAGAAAUUCUUCUCAUUCUGGGAAAUCCCGCAAAUUUCUUAAAAGUUCAUUUUUUUCUUAUUUUGUGUUAAGGUUGAGGAAAUUUUGCAAAUAGAAAGUAUAAUUAGCUCAAACUCUGUCAGAAUACAUGUGUAUUUUUUAAUUUUAAACCUACUUAUUAGUUUUUUAAAUUUUUGCUCUUUAUGCCAUGUCACAAAUGGUCAAUAAUCAAUACGUAGCUUAUUUGUGGCAGGAUUCUGAAAAUUCUUUAC
Messenger RNA from Centruroides sculpturatus (bark scorpion), 2224 nucleotides. Its product is annotated as protein artemis-like. The transcript is spliced from 12 exons. The record is from RefSeq and is a predicted model, not a curated record. Bases 48 to 1538 code for a protein of 496 amino acids. NCBI's taxonomy places the organism in Eukaryota, Metazoa, Arthropoda, Arachnida, Scorpiones, Buthidae. Gene Ontology annotation, biological process: protection from non-homologous end joining at telomere; interstrand cross-link repair; double-strand break repair via nonhomologous end joining. Gene Ontology annotation, molecular function: damaged DNA binding; 5'-3' DNA exonuclease activity.